AUGACGCUGGCUGCGCCAGACAACGAGCCCAGGGUGUUCGUCGCAGCUGCGGCCACGAGGCGCGACAAACAGUCUCCCUUCGAAUCCCCCGGCAAACCCUCUGCAUUCGUACCCCUACGAAACCUCCAGCCUGCGCUGAAAAGCGGGACCCCCGCUAUAACUCGCAAGCUUCCACCCUCCCUGGUUCUGCCAGCCCCGGAUCCGCAGACCGCCCGCGUUGCACCGGACGACGAGAGAAAACUGAAGUUCGGAUCCAGCAACUUCGACACUUUUGCUCCCGAACACCUCUCAACUGGUGCAACCGAGGUGGUCGUCGCCGAUUGA
Messenger RNA from Thermothelomyces thermophilus ATCC 42464, 324 nucleotides. RefSeq lists its product as uncharacterized. Bases 1 to 324 code for a protein of 107 amino acids. NCBI's taxonomy places the organism in Eukaryota, Fungi, Ascomycota, Sordariomycetes, Sordariales, Chaetomiaceae. The record is from RefSeq and is a predicted model, not a curated record. The transcript has 2 exons.